This is a messenger RNA of Sclerotinia sclerotiorum 1980 UF-70, 186 nucleotides long. RefSeq lists its product as hypothetical. The record is from RefSeq and is a predicted model, not a curated record. Lineage: Eukaryota; Fungi; Ascomycota; Leotiomycetes; Helotiales; Sclerotiniaceae. The coding region runs from base 1 to 186 and encodes 61 amino acids. The transcript is spliced from 3 exons.
AUGACUUCAGCAGUCAAAGAUGAGUAUCUCCUUGAUCGAAGUACUUUGGGCUCCUCUCGUCUCUAUAUGCAACAUUGGCUUUGGCAAAGACUGGCCGGUCAUCUAUUGCAUCCAAGUAUUCCAAUCAAGGAAAAGAUGAAGAUUGCCGAUAUAGCGUGUGGAACCGGAUUUAGCAAGAGAGUUUAG